UUUCGGGUUAUAAGUAGCCAAGACAUUGGCUUGGACCAGACAGAAGUCGAAACGGAGCGAGUGAGAUCCAAGAGAACAUGCUUAGAUUUGGCCAACAACUGAUGCUGCUGCUGGUGGCCUUCGUAGCACUGCAGACCUGCCAUGGGUGGCUGGUGAAGCUGCCGAAGCUGGAGAGUCUCGUGGAGAAGCUGGAGGAGAAGAAGGAGAAGGAACUGAGCUGGCUGGAGGGCAAGAAGGAGAAGGAGCUGCUGAAGAAGCUUGAUUUCCUCAAUUUGUUCAGCGAAAAGGAGGAUGCCAAGAAGGAGAAGAAGCUGGACGAGUGGGAGAAGUUUAAGCAGUGGUGGGAGGAGAAGAAGGAGAAGGAGCUCAGCUUCUUCGAGACCAAGAAAGAGAACAAGCUGGACAAGCUGGCCAAUAAGGCCAGCAAAAAGCGCAAGCCAACGCGUAGACCCUGUUGCUACGGCUACCCCGAAGAGGAGACAGAGCAGACCACUCUGGGCUAUCCCGAGGAGGAGGAGCAGGAAGAGGAGGAGGAGUACACCGAGCCGUACCCAGCCGAGUCCGAGGAGGCAACUGAAAGGCCCUGCAAGAAGAGCUAUGGAAACAGUAAGGAGCCCACCGUGUACCGUCCAUCGAGCUAUGAUGUGAGGGACGACUCCGCCGAGGGCAUACGAUACUUCACCUGAGCGAUGAGUCUUGAGCUUUGAGUCUUACUAAUUGGAUUGAAUAUGUAUUUAUUGUCAGUGUGUGUGCGUGUGCGCUUGCUUUCUU
Molecule: messenger RNA, 771 nt
Organism: Drosophila guanche
Lineage: Eukaryota; Metazoa; Arthropoda; Insecta; Diptera; Drosophilidae
Product: cilia- and flagella-associated protein 251
Exons: 2
Coding region: 78-686 (202 amino acids)
Source: RefSeq, a predicted model, not a curated record